AUGAUGUAUUACGGAGUUCCAUUAGCGGUUAGAGACAUAAAAGUGAACAUCUAUUUGAGCGAAGCCCUAAACGCAUUGGUGGAGUUACCUACGUUUGUUAUCACACCGAUCUUGCUGAGAAAGUUCAACAGAAGAAGCUCUGUGCUUGUGAAUUGCUUACUCGGAGGAGCAUUAGGAGUGCUCUGUUUCAUGUUCCCAACAUGCGUGAGGAACUUCGCGACAACGAUGCUUAGACAAGCGCUUGUGCUUGGAGGAGCUUGUUGUCCAUCAUUGCUUCAGUUGGAAGAAAUGUUCCGUCGCUCUCUUUCGCGGUUUUCGGGUCUGCUUUGGCCGGUCUCGGUUUAUUUGUUUUGCUCCUUCCUGAGACCAAAGGGUCAAGUCUUUGUGAUACACUCGAAGCACAAGAGCAUAGAGACCAAGCCUUGA
Messenger RNA from Microthlaspi erraticum, 426 nucleotides. NCBI's taxonomy places the organism in Eukaryota, Viridiplantae, Streptophyta, Magnoliopsida, Brassicales, Brassicaceae. The record is from the annotation of a GenBank genome assembly.